Molecule: messenger RNA, 998 nt
Organism: Echinops telfairi (small Madagascar hedgehog)
Lineage: Eukaryota; Metazoa; Chordata; Mammalia; Afrosoricida; Tenrecidae
Gene: PEX11A
Product: peroxisomal biogenesis factor 11 alpha
Exons: 3
Coding region: 50-784 (244 amino acids)
Biological process (GO): regulation of peroxisome size; peroxisome fission
Cellular component (GO): peroxisomal membrane
Source: RefSeq, a predicted model, not a curated record
ACGGAGUCCUCCGGUCCACCUGUGCGGGCGCGCCUUUGGCCCGGGCCCGAUGGACGUCUUCACUCACUUCAGCCAGCAGACCCAAGGCCGGGAGCGGCUCUUCAGAGCCACUCAGUACACAUGCAUGUUACUUAGAUAUAUGUUAGAGCCUAAAGCUGGCAAAGACAAGUUGGUCAUGAAACUCAAGAAACUGGAGUCCAGUGUGAGCACUGGCCGUAAAUGGUUCAGACUAGGAAAUGUGGUACAUGCUGUACAGGCGACUCAGCAGAGCAUUCAUGUCACUGACCUGGUGCCCCGCUUAUGCCUGACAUUAGCCAACUUAAACCGUGUGGUUUAUUCCGUCUGUGAUACCAUCCUCUGGGUGAGAAGUGUAGGGCUCGCCUCUGGCAUCAACAAAGAAAAAUGGCGAGUGUGGGCUGCCCGCCACUACUACUAUUCUCUGCUGCUGAGCCUGGUCAGGGAUCUGUAUGAAAUCUCCCUGCAGAUGGGACAGGUGGCACGUGACCGGGCCAAGGAGAAGUCUCAGGAACUUCUUGGGCACAGUGUGGCUGAUGAGGAACCAGAAUGGCUCCAGUCCUUUCUCCAUCUCUUAUUCCAGUCCCUGAAGAGACAUCCUCCCUUGCUCCUGGACACAAUGAAGAACCUUGGUGAUAUUCUAAACCCUUUGGACCGGCUAGGCAUCUAUAAGUCCAAUCCUGGCAUCAUUGGCUUCGGAGGCCUUGUAUCAUCUAUAGCAGGCAUCAUCUUGGUGGCAUAUCCUCAGAUGAGACUGAAGACCCACUAGGACAAGAUUAGCACCUGCUUCAGAAGGUGACCUAGUAGAGUGGACAUUUGCAUUCAUCACAGACCGUGUCAUACUGAGCUUAAGGACUUGUUCAUGCAUUUAGCAACCUGUGGUGUGAGAAGUGGGUCCAGGGUUGAAGAUGGGGGGUUUGGGUGGGACAUGAAGGUAUAUGGAAAGAAACCCAAUCAGACAAAUAAACACUAAUAUUCAUUAA